This is a messenger RNA of Balaenoptera acutorostrata (minke whale), 3743 nucleotides long. It is a transcript of the gene HIP1R, whose product is annotated as huntingtin interacting protein 1 related. The transcript has 32 exons. NCBI's taxonomy places the organism in Eukaryota, Metazoa, Chordata, Mammalia, Artiodactyla, Balaenopteridae. Bases 107 to 3496 code for a protein of 1129 amino acids. Gene Ontology annotation, molecular function: clathrin light chain binding; actin filament binding; phosphatidylinositol-3,4-bisphosphate binding. Gene Ontology annotation, cellular component: clathrin-coated vesicle; actin cortical patch. The record is from RefSeq and is a predicted model, not a curated record. Gene Ontology annotation, biological process: actin filament organization; endocytosis; clathrin coat assembly.
CGGGCGGCGCCGUGCGGCGGGCGGCCUCGCGGUGCCUAGGCGCGGGGGGCCGGCCUGGAUCGCUCAGUCGCGCGGAGCCGGGCCCAGGAACGGAGGCGGCGGCAGGAUGAAUAGCAUCAAGAACGUGCCGGCGCGGGUGCUGAGCCGCAGGCCUGGCCACAGCCUGGAGGCCGAGCGCGAGCAGUUCGACAAGACCCAGGCCAUCAGCAUCAGCAAAGCCAUCAACACCCAGGAGGCCCCCGUGAAGGAGAAGCAUGCCCGGCGCAUCAUCCUGGGCACUCACCACGAGAAGGGGGCCUUCACCUUCUGGUCCUACGCCAUCGGGCUGCCUCUUCCCAGCAGCUCCAUCCUCAGCUGGAAGUUCUGCCACGUCCUCCACAAGGUCCUUCGAGACGGGCACCCCAACGUGCUGCACGACUGCCAGCGGUACCGGAGCAACAUUCGGGAGAUCGGAGACUUGUGGGGCCAUCUGCAUGACCGAUAUGGGCAGCUGGUGAAUAUUUACACCAAACUCUUGCUGACCAAGAUCUCCUUCCACCUCAAGCACCCCGAGUUCCCUGCGGGCCUGGAGGUGACAGACGAGGUGUUGGAGAAGGCAGCUGGGACCGACGUCAACAACAUCUUCCAGCUUACCGUGGAGAUGUUCGAUUACAUGGACGGUGAGCUGAAGCUCUCUGAAUCAGUUUUCCGGCAGCUCAACACGGCCAUUGCCGUGUCCCAGAUGUCCUCGGGCCAGUGCCGCCUGGCCCCCCUCAUCCAGGUCAUCCAGGACUGCAGCCACCUCUACCACUACACGGUCAAGCUCAUGUUCAAGCUGCACUCCUGUCUCCCAGCGGACACCCUGCAAGGCCACCGGGACCGGUUCCAUGAGCAGUUUCACAGCCUCAGAAACUUCUUCCGCAGAGCCUCUGACAUGCUCUACUUCAAGCGGCUCAUCCAGAUCCCCCGGCUGCCCGAGGGACCCCCCAACUUCCUGCGGGCCUCGGCGCUGGCCGAGCACAUCAAGCCGGUGGUGGUGAUCCCCGAGGAGGCCCCCGAGGACGAGGAGCCCGAGAGCCUCAUCGAGAUCGGCACGGGGCCGCCUGCCGCGGAACCAGCGGUGGUGGCUGACCUCUUCGAGCAGACAUUUGGACCCCCCAAUGGCUCCAUGAAGGACGACAGGGACCUCCAGAUGGAGACCUUGAAGAGGGAGGUGGAGACGCUCCGCACGGAGCUCGACAAGAUCCAGCUGGAGGCGCAGCGGUACAUGGCGCAGCUGAAGGGCCAGGUGAACGCGCUGGAGGCCGAGCUGGAGGAGCAGCGGAAGCAGAAGCAGAAGGCCCUGGUGGACAACGAGCAGCUGCGCCACGAGGUGGCCCGACUGUGCGCCGCCCAGCUGGAGGGCGAGCGAGACCGGGGGCUGCGAGAGGAGGCGGAGAAGAAGGCCAGCGCCACCGAGGCGCGCUACAACAAGCUGAAGGAAAAGCACAGCGAGCUCAUCAACACGCACGCCGAGCUGCUCCGGAAGAACGCAGACACGGCCAAGCAGCUGACGGUGACACAGCAGAGCCAGGAGGAGGUGGCGCGGGUGAAGGAGCAGCUGGCCUUCCAGGUGGAGCAGGUGAAACGGGAGUCAGAGAUGAAGCUGGAGGAGCAGAGUGACCAGCUGGAGAAGCUCAAGAGGGAGCUGGAGGCCAAGGCGGGAGAGCUGGUGCGGGCGCAGGAGGCCCUGAGCCUCGCGGAGCAGAGCGGGUUGGAGCUGAGCUCGAGGCUGGAUGCGCUGAGUGCGGAGAAGGACACACUGAGCAGCGUCGUGCAGCAGCGGCAGGCUGAGCUGGUGGCGGCCCAGAGCCUGGUGCGGGAGAAGGAGGAGGCGCUGAGCUGGGAGCAGCAGCGCAGCUCCAGGGAGAGGGACGAGCUGCAGGGGCGGCUGGCGGACAAGGAGUCUCAGGAGGAGGGGCUGCAGCGCAGGCUGCUGGAUGAGCAGUUUGCGAUGCUGCGGGGCACCGCCGCCGAGGCCGAGCGCAUCCUGCAGGACGCCGUGGGCAAGCUGGACGACCCCCUGCACCUGCGCUGCACCAGCUCUCCAGACUACCUGGUGAGCAGGGCCCAGGCUGCCCUCGAUGCCGUGAGCGCCCUGGAGAAGGGCCAUGCCCAGUACCUGAUCUCCACGGCAGGCGCCUCUCCAGGAAGCCCCAGCCCCGUUCCAGAGAUCAGCCCUUCGGGCCAGGGGUCACCUAGACCCGGGGGCGGUUCCUGCGAUGCUGCUCUCCGGCUGUGCGGGCUUGCCGGGCAGGAGAGGCACCACCGGGACUUGCUCCAGAGCAGCAGCAUUGAGGGUGGUUGUCCUUCCCGAGCAGACGCCUCUGCCCUUGUGGCAGCCCUGACCCGGUUCUCCCACCUGGCCGCGGACACCAUCGUCCACGGCAGUGCCACCUCCCACCUGGCCCCCACUGACCCUGCUGACCGCCUGAUGGACACCUGCAGGGAGUGUGGAGCCCGGGCUCUGGAGCUCGUGGGGCAGCUGCAGGAUCAGCGAGCUCUGCUGCAGGCCCAGCCCGGCCUGGUGCGGAUCCCCCUGCAGGGCAUCCUUCAGCUGGGCCAGGAGCUGAAGCCCAAGAGCCUGGAUGUGCGUCAGGAGGAGCUUGGGGCCAUGGUGGACAAGGAGAUGGCGGCCACGUCUGCGGCCAUCGAAGAUGCGGUGCGGAGGAUCCAGGACAUGAUGAACCAGGCCCGCCAUGCCAGCUCUGGGGUGAAGCUGGAGGUGAAUGAGAGGAUCCUCAACUCCUGCACAGACCUGAUGAAGGCCAUCCGGCUCCUGGUGACAGCAUCCACGAGCCUGCAGAAGGAGAUCGUGGAGAGCGGCAGGGGGGCAGCCACGCAGCAGGAAUUUUACGCCAAGAAUUCGAGGUGGACGGAAGGCCUCAUCUCCGCCUCCAAGGCCGUGGGCUGGGGAGCCACGCAGCUGGUGGAGUCGGCUGACAAGGUGGUGCUUCACACGGGCAAGUACGAGGAGCUCAUCGUCUGCUCCCACGAGAUCGCGGCCAGCACGGCGCAGCUGGUGGCGGCCUCCAAGGUGAAGGCCGACAAGCACAGCCCACACCUGAGUCGCCUGCAGGAAUGCUCGCGCGCUGUCAACGAGAUGGCCGCCAGCGUGGUAGCCUCCACCAGGUCGGGCCAGGAGCAGAUCGAGGACAGAGACACCAUGGACUUCUCCGGCCUCUCCCUCAUCAAGCUGAAGAAGCAGGAGAUGGAGACCCAGGUGCGGGUCCUGGAGCUGGAGAAGACUCUGGAGGUGGAGCGCGUGCGGCUGGGCGAGCUGCGGAAGCAGCACUACAUGCUGGCCGGGGCCGUGGGGACGCCCGGCGAGGAGGAGCCCGGCCGGCCCAGCGCUGCCCCCCGCGGUGGGACCUCCAAGAAGCCGCCCCUGGCCCAGAAGCCCAGCGUGGCCCCCAGGCAGGACCACCAGCUUGACAAAAAGGAUGGCAGCUACGCGGCUCAACUCGUCAACUACUAGGUUCCCCCCCCCACCCCCCGGAGGGGUCCAGCGGAGAGGCUGACGGCCAGGCCUGGGCCUCGUGGCUGAGGAGCCUCUGAGAAGGCCCAGCCCUCACUGAGCGCAAGGGCUCAGGGCUGACCGGGGCUGACCAGAGCAGUUCUUCCCAGACGAGCGCCUAGUUACCUGCAACAGGAACUUCUCAGAGCAGCCAGGACCCAGCAGGCCUGAGCCACAGCACUUCAGGAAAUACAGAGCAUUUCUAAUA